AAUACAGUUGGUUGCGUCUGUUGCCGCUGUGUGCUGCUCUCCUUCCUGAAAGACACUCGCAUAGGAGCAGCGGAUGUCGCUUUGAAGAGAGAGAAUAAAGGUGAAGAUUCCUGAAGAUCUUGUCAACUCCCACAGGCAGUAAACCACUCGCCUAAAGAUUAAACCAAGUACACUCAGCCCCAGAGCAUUGCCCCUGUAGAUGCCGCUCAGUCUUUGCAAAUGGCUUGCUGCUUGAAGGACGAGCUCCUCUGUUCCAUCUGCCUCAGCAUCUACCAGGACCCCGUCAGCUUUGGCUGCGAGCACUACUUUUGCAGAAAUUGCAUCACCGAGCACUGGAGCAGACGGGAGCUUCACGGAGCGCGUGACUGUCCUGAGUGCCGGAGGACCUUCACCGAUCCCCUCCUCUCGCCGAGUCUCAAGUUGUCCAACAUUGUGGAGCGCUACUCAGCCUUCCCGCUGGACGCCAUCCUCAACGCGCAGAGGAGCUCCUACCCCUGCAAGGACCACGAGAAGGUCAAACUCUUCUGCCUCACCGACAAAAGUCUGGUGUGCUUCUUCUGCGACGAGCCGGCGCUACAUGAGCAGCACCAAGUAACAACUAUCGACGAGGCUUACGAGGAGAUACAGAGGGAGAUGAAGGAGCAGCUGGCCACCCUGCAAGACAGUGAGAAGGGACACACUGAGGCCCUGCAGCUCCUGCAAAGACAACUUACUGAGACCAAGUCCUCAGCCAAGAGUCUGCGCGCAACCAUCGGUGACGCAUUUGAACGUCUUCACCGCUUCCUGCGCGAGCGCCAAAAGAGCAUGCUGGAGGAGCUGGAGAUGGACACGGCCCGCAAGCUGGCCGACAUCGAGCACAAGAUCCAGCGCUACAGCCAGCAGCUGCGCGACGUCAAGGAGGGCAUCCAGAUCCUGCAGGAGCGCCUCAACGAGACGGGCAGGCACGACUUCCUGGAGGGAAUAGCCGUCACAUCUGAGAGGUGCUUCACCUGCUCUGAGUUUGCUAAAGCAGUCCCAGUAUCUUCACUGCAGUCCGAUAAGAAAAGAAAUGUGGUUGUAAACACAUUUGCUUCAAGAAGGAUCAGGAUUAAAGGGAAGAUACAUGAGACCAAUCUGACGUAUGAAGACUUCCCGACUUCCAAGUACAUGGGGCCCUUACAGUACUCUAUAUGGAAGUCUCUCUUCCAGGAUAUCUCACCAGUGCCAGCAGCGUUGACCCUCGACCCCAUCACAGCUCAUCAAAGACUGAUCCUCUCAGACGACUGUACCAUAGUGGCUUACGGGAAUCUCCAUCCACAACCCCUGCAGGACUCCCCGCGCCGCUUUGACGUGGAGGUUUCUGUUCUGGGCGCUGAAGGCUUCGUGUCAGGCGUCCAUUAUUGGGAGGUGAUGGUGUCGGAGAAGACCCAGUGGAUGAUCGGCGUGGCCCACGAGACAGUCAGCCGCAAGGGCAGCAUCCAGAUCCAGCCCAGCCGCGGGUUCUACUGUAUCGUUAUGCACGACGGCAACCAGUAUAGCGCCUGCACUGAGCCGUGGACUCGCCUCAAUGUAAAGAGUAAGCUGGAGAAAGUGGGGGUGUACCUAGACUACCACAAAGGCCUGCUCAUCUUCUACAAUGCAGACGACAUGUCCUGGCUCUAUACCUACCGGGAGAAAUUCCCCGCCAAAGUCUUCCCCUACUUCAGCCCGGGCCAGAGCCACGCCAACGGCAAGAACGUGCAGCCGCUGCGAAUCAACACUGUGCGCCUUUAAGAGAUGCAUCGCACGUUGAUGAUCAAAAUGGUCCUGACAGAUAAUUCGCAGGACUUCUGUAGGUUUAAAAAGAUUUUCAAGAAAUCAAUUUUAAAAGAAAAAAAAGAGUUGAAUAGGGUGUGUGAAAUGUUUAUUUCUUUCAGUUCGGUUCAUAAUUGUGCUUGAUGUUGCUCUUAAAACCUGCGCUCUUACUUUUGUGUGACUUUAAACGACCCUACGAUAAUGGCCUGCACUUGAGCUUCAUUCCACAUCUUUAAUUGAAAAGAGGACAUUAAGUGGAGACGGAAGGACCCCUGGGCUCUUCUGGUGUCUGUGGCAGUGAUGUAAAAAAAAGAAAAAGCUAUUCCCCCUCUUAAAGCCCCAGGCCUACCUUGCACACUCCCUGGGGGCAUUGCUCUCCUUGUCAAGCUCCAGACUUGUCCAACUUGGCGUCUCUCUGGACACUGAAGACGGGUCACUCUUCUUCUCUGUGCUGUACAGUUGGCUUAGCUUUGUGUGUGGAAUGUGUUUGACAGCACUCUGCUUUUUUUGGGCCAGCAGUAGACCUUGAACUCCGGGUCGGUUGGCACUUUUUACUCCCGUCUGAGACUAUGACCGUGGUUCCUCUUGUGGGUCAUCUCCACAUGUGUCUUAAGUCCUUAUCAUGGCACGAUAAGCUAUUCUAUGUGCAGCAGCAAUGAUCCACGUCUCCUAGAACAAACUAAAUAAAAUAAAAAGUAGUUCAGCCGCCCGUCCCUAUCCACCGCCCAGCCCUACCUAUGUGUAGGAGGAAAAUCUGUUUGAAGAUUGUCCAGAAAUAUGCUUCUCCCGAUGGAGUAAGGAUUUGCAUGUUUCAAUAUAAAGUAGCAAGGGUUAAAAGAAAACAGUCUCUCAUCAUGCUGGCUCAUGUUUAGGUUUCUGCACCAAAACCUCAAGUUUGCUCGCCAUCAGCAGACACUAAACCUGUGGGUGUUUCUGUCCACUUCAAUGUUGAAUUCAAAUUCAUGUCUGCUCUCAGUCGUGAUGUUUCAUCAUUUUGUCUUAAAAUCUAAAGAAUGUUAAAUCAUGCAGUCUGAGUAGAUAGCCCGUGGGUUGGAGACAUCUAUAGGCUUUUAACACUGCUGUUCUAUCCUUAUCCCCGGGCUUAGAGUUGACCCCGUGAAAACUUUGCUGCUUUUCACACGCACAGCUAAACCCAGGGCUAUACGAUCCAUACUACACUUCUACUAGCCCUGGGUUAAAUGGCCAUUGGAACACAUUCUAGAAUGACAUGACCACUCCGAUUAGACAACAAAAACAUGACACAAAUCCCAUUGUUUACUUUUGACCGUGCUCUUGAGAGCAGCACAUGCAAGCCCUCGGGCUAAAGUCGGGGUUAGCUCUCUUUUGGAAUGUGCCCGUGUGAAAGCUCCCUCAGCCCCAGGCUAAGUGCAGUGUGAAAAGUCCUAUUGUAGUAAAAGCUUAACGUCUCAGAUUUUAAAAUCUAAAAGGUUGAAGAAGAUUUAAUACUCAAAAAAUCUACAAAGACCGACUGAUCUCUCUUAUUUGAAAUCAUAUAAUAAUAAUAAAGGAAAUCAAGCUGUAUGUUUUGUGACGUGGCAAUUAUCAAGGAAAAUAGUGAUGGGUGGACGGAUUCUGGCGCUAAAUAUGCUAUUCAUGUGCGGCUGGCAUUUCCAUGGCCGCUGCUGUCUGAGUCUCUGACAAUUCCCCUGAGGCUCACUCAUGUUUAUUUCUUCGCCCCAGGUGCCUCAAGUGCUCCUGUUCAUCAUUAGUUGUACACAAGUCCUGCAGAAUUUGCUCUGAGGCUCUGCUCGCUCAGCCAAGUCCAGCAUAUUGAGAGAUGUGUCUGUGGAUGGGUGGACAUGUGCACGGGUAGGUUUGUGCAGCCCUGGUUUGGCUAUAAUUUUUUUUAAAUCCAGAUUGAUUGUGCUUGCUGAAGCCCAUCUGGUCCCCUGAGCAUACCCACGCAGCAGCCCAAAGUGAUUAUUACAAAUGACUUUGGAAUCAGGUUGAACUGAAAUCUCCGAAUCACCUCACUCUUCCUUUGCCGCUGUACAUCUUUGCAUUUGUGUGUGUGUUGUCUGUGUUGUCCAUGUAAAAGAAAAUUGGGGCAGUGCCCUUGUUUUUGUAGGAUGUGUUUCCGAUAUGUGCAGUAUGACGCAAACUCGGGUCAAAUGGGAAGCAUCUGCUAAUUGUUUUAACUUAACUUUAACACAAAUCUGCAGCAGCCUGUUCAAGAAGCAUAUCUACAGGUCUUUUCCUCUGGGAUUUACUCCAGAGUGAAUCCAGAUCACUCUGUAAAUCUGUUUUGUGAAACCUGAGUAAUUGUGUGAUAAUAAUUACCAGAAGUUUAGACAAUCAGGAAAGAGUAAGUAAUUUUACUUUUUUCUGAUUGAGACUCUGUUGUCCUUGAGAAAUAAAUCCCAGCCAGCUGGUGCUUCAAAACAAAUGCUUACAUUUGACCCCAAUUUGCUGUGACUUAAGUAGACUCUGCUUCAUUAAAGACUUUCUGUUUGAAUAUUAAGAAGGAGAUUAUUGUCAGGUGGUGUUGGGUUACUGGUGGUGGUGGUAAUGACUUGAAUUGUUAAAAUGAUGUAUGAUGAUAACUAUGACACUUUCAAUGAUUAUAAUGAUGAUUGUGUCCUUUUGAUGAUGGCCGCUGUGCACCCAUCAUUGGGUGAACACACCUUUAGUGUGCUUUAGCUGCAGCUGAGGUUUGUGGGUAAUGUUUUAAUGGACAAUAAAUUACUGCAAAAAUCA
Cyclopterus lumpus (lumpfish) is the source of this 4491-nucleotide messenger RNA. RefSeq names its product tripartite motif containing 62, tandem duplicate 1 (gene trim62.1). NCBI's taxonomy places the organism in Eukaryota, Metazoa, Chordata, Actinopteri, Perciformes, Cyclopteridae. The record is from RefSeq and is a predicted model, not a curated record. The coding region runs from base 220 to 1752 and encodes 510 amino acids. Gene Ontology annotation, biological process: innate immune response; positive regulation of canonical NF-kappaB signal transduction. Gene Ontology annotation, molecular function: protein binding; zinc ion binding. The transcript has 6 exons.